GACACCGGUCUCCAGAGUGAAAACUUCACUGAAGCCAUCAUGGAUUCUCUAAGAGUGAUCUUGGAGAAUAUGUUCAAUUACACUGAUACAACCUACACAGAUGAUAAUAUUGUUAACGUUCUCUACAACUCACUUCAACUGCUGCUGAGCCCUAAUAUCAGCUAUUCUCAAGCUCAAGAGCUCAUGAUAGAAGUUGCACACAAGACAGAAAGCUUUAUCAGUGCCAUUGCUCCAGAUUCUGCUGAAGUGUUGACUCCUAGCAUCCAGAGCCUCAUAUCAUAUAUGAACACUCUGUCGAACCCAGGUCAACCUUCCCAGUGGAAUGAAGUCAUUGUGGCGAUGAUGGAGGAAAUCCAGAAUUCUUUGCCUUCCAACAGCACAGCCAACACCUACAUUUCCUCCAUACUGAACAUCACAAACUAUAUUCUAAACCCCAAGCAAGAAAACACGAGUUUGUGGGCCAGCAUUGCAGACCUAAAUCUCGACAACGCCGAUAACGUUACACAACAGCUUGCCGAUCUCCGUGAUUUAAUUCUCCCAUUCCUCAUGGACAACCAGGAAAUGGGUUUGGCCCCUGAAUCUGCUCAGACUCUAACCGAAUACGUCCCAAUACUCGUCCAGAUCUUCUCAGGGACACCUGACCAGCUCACGUUCCAGAGGUAAACUAUGAACAAUCUGGUCACAUGCUACCCUACAUGCGGAUGACUCAAUAAUCCGUCCCCGUUGUGUUUACUCACCAGGCUCCAACAUAUGACGACUGCUCUCCUGUCAAACCUGAUGGCCACGCCCGCACGGGACACUCUGCCUUUCGCGCUAGACGUCAUCAGGAAUGUCACGGCAUCCAUGGUGCAAAGCGUGCAAGUUCA
Molecule: messenger RNA, 866 nt
Organism: Ictalurus furcatus (blue catfish)
Lineage: Eukaryota; Metazoa; Chordata; Actinopteri; Siluriformes; Ictaluridae
Exons: 4
Coding region: 40-663 (207 amino acids)
Source: RefSeq, a predicted model, not a curated record